Notothenia coriiceps (black rockcod) is the source of this 4341-nucleotide messenger RNA. RefSeq names its product lysosomal-associated membrane protein 2 (gene lamp2). The record is from RefSeq and is a predicted model, not a curated record. The transcript has 9 exons. Gene Ontology annotation, biological process: establishment of protein localization to organelle. Gene Ontology annotation, cellular component: lysosomal membrane; late endosome membrane; plasma membrane. The coding region runs from base 109 to 1524 and encodes 471 amino acids. NCBI's taxonomy places the organism in Eukaryota, Metazoa, Chordata, Actinopteri, Perciformes, Nototheniidae.
GUACAGUCUGUGCCUCAGAUCCCAAACACCGCUGACUGAGCGUCACUGUCGGGUUAUUUUGUUCCAUCUCCUCUCCUGUGGCUGACACUCCGACACUACUCUGCGAAGAUGUACCGAUGUGCUACAUUCGUUGUGUUUCUCGUCCUUGGAAUUGCGGUCCAGCUGUCAAACGGCACUGAGGUCAAUGUCAAAGACAAAGACAACAAUUUAUGCCUCUAUGCUAAAUUAAUGGUCAACUUCAGAGUCUCCUAUGAAGUCGCCGUCAAUGAGGUCUUAACAGCAGAGUUUGAACUCCCUGCCAGUGUCGCAUCAGAUGGAAGUACAUGUGAUAGCACAAGCUCAAUGUUUAAGCUUAAUUUUGGAGAAGGACACUCAUGGAGUGUAAACUUCACCAGAGAAGGAAAAAUCUACCAGGUAGACACCAUCACCUUUUCCUACAACCUCAGCGACGCAAGCAUCUUCCCUAACUCCACAUCAACCGAAACCACAACAAUCUAUGUGAAGCCUGAAAUCAAAGAUGUAGGAGUGGACACCUUCUACUCAUGCCAGAGUGAAGACACGUACGAAACUGAUUCGGUCCGUCAGACGCUGCGGAACGUGCUCAUACAGGCUUUUGUCAUUAACAACAGCACAAGUGAAAACAUUACUCUCUGUGCUGCCGAUGUACCAACAACUCCUGCUGCUCUCAUCGCUAUCGUCCUCCCCACUACCACCACUACCGUCCCCACCCCCACUACCACCACUACUGCUCCCACCACUACCGUCCCCCCCACUACCACCACUACUGCUCCCACCACUACCGUCCCCCCCACUACCACCACCGAGGCUCCCGUCACCAAUUCUACCACCACCGAUGCUCCCGUCACCAAUUCUACCACCACCGAUGCUCCCGUCACCAAUUCCACUACCACUGCUCCUCCUCCGACACCCACCCCGACCCCCACCCUCCCUGCACCCACCACUGGGAAGUACAAGCUCCAGCCUGAUGUCAACAGCACGGCCUGCCUGCUGGCCGACUUUGGCCUGCGGUUUAAAAUCAAAGAUGAAGAGAUGAACUUUGAGCCUAAUGGGACCGCAGUCACUGGAAAAUGUGAGAUGAACAGCAGUGAGCUGGUGUUGACGUCCAGCACAGUAACCAUCAAGUUCACUUUCACCAAUGAUACCAAGAAAUUCCGCCUUCAUGCUCUGAACGUCACAGGAAAGACAAGCUCCGGUGUGGAGUUUUCUACCGCCAACACUAACCUGACUCUGUGGGAGGCGACCAUCGGCAGCUCCUACAUGUGUAACAAGGAGCAGAACUACACCAUCAACGCUGAUCUCAGCAUCUACACCUUCGAACUCAGAGUGCAGCCCCUUGCAGUAGAGAAGGGCAUCUUCAGCACAGCUCAUGAAUGUUCAUUGGAUGACACCAGCAUCCUAAUCCCAAUCAUUGUUGGCGCUGCUCUGGCCGGCUUGAUUCUCAUUGUUGUGAUCGCUUACAUGAUUGGUCGAAGAAAGACUUAUGUUGGAUAUCAGACCCUAUAAAUCCAGAUUGCAAUCAAAAUCACGGGGUUCCCAAGCCUGGUCCUUGGGGUUCAUGUGCAAUUGUUGAAUUGGCAAAUAACGAUCAAAGAAAUCCAAAACUAAAGUCUCAGCUUGGAUAACAUUAGAUGCAGUAUUGAAGUUAUUGGUCGUUAUGACACUUGAAAUGCAAAUGGGUAUAUUUUUUAAUUGCAGUAUCCUAAUCGGUCUUUAAUACUAGAAUCCGGACUGAGAUAAAAAUGGAGCGUUUGGUGUUUUUCUCAAGGACCAAGCUUGUCUACCCCAAAUGUUCUUUUUUGUUUUCAAGAUGUUUUGUCUUUCCUUUUUUGUUGUGUUGUUUUGUUAUUGAGCAAGUGCAAAAUCCACAAACCUUUAGCUACAUUUCAUAGUCAAAUCCAACACAAUAUACAAAAUAUAAAGCUCCUAUACUGGUACAGUGCUACAUUUCAAAUAGUCCCUGCACAUUAAUUUUAACGCAUUCUCCAGAUGCAUGAGAACGUUUCAAAUGAGGAUUCUGCCCUUGCUCUACAGGCAUUCCCUUUUUGAUUUCAUUUGUCAUUAUUUAAUCUUUGUGCACAUUUUUUGUUUUUACUUCCGUUAUGGUUCGAUGUUUCAUCCCCAUGUUUAUUUACAUAAGACAUAAAAGAACGUUCAUUUUCAACAUUUCAUUCACAAAUUAAAGAAAGAUGGUCGAUCAGCUUUUCUUUCUCUGUUCCCAGAAACUCCUUCAGAGGGAUGAAGGUCUAGUCUAUUUUCAAAGUAGUCAAGGGAAAUGUAGCCCAUGUUUUCCCCUGUAGAGCAGGAGGAACUUUGGAUUGUCCUGAUUAUGUUGCUACAAUCAUCAGAUGGUCAAAUUAAAGUGUUUGUUGAUUAAAUCUAAAUUGACCUUUUUGAAUGGAGGACAUUUUGGUUUCCAAGGUGGCACUAAUGACCCUAACGAUGGCUCAUUGGCAUUAAAGUGCAUAGACAGGUCAUCGUUUGUGGUAUUAAUUACACCUGUGCUUUUCCUGCUGUAUCAAACAUGUUUUCAGAGGUCUCUUAAAUUUGCACACGCUCCAGUCAGAGAAUAGAAAGCGCACUUGUUUUAUUUUCUUACAGAAUACAUUUUGGCAUUAGGUUUAGAAAAGGGAAAGUUUGUUGUGUAGAUAUUCCCCAUCAUGAAGAUAUCUACAUUUAAAUGCACUAAAGCGCUCUUUACUUUUUUGCAUUAUGUUGUGACAUUAUCUAAUCUGUGUAUAGAUUUGAGGGCUGCCGCUGGAUCAGGGCGACGUUAAAAACCCCUGAAGACAUUGAUUUGAAUCUUGAGCAUUCCUCUGUAACGUUGAAUGUUCAUGACUGAACAAAUACCGUUCAAACAAAAUGUCCUAAAGUUUUAUUCAUGAGUAGUUUAUUACAAUAGUUUGAUAUUUUCUUAAAUAUGUUCUUGCUUUCAGAGAGUUAGAUUACAAUAAUUGCACCGUCUGUAUUCAAUAUGUAGCAGGAGACGGUUAGCUUAGCACAAAGAGAUGAAACAGUUCAGAAGAGCUAGCCUGGUUCUGUCCAGAGGAAGCUACUAAAAAGUCACUCAGAAAGCACAUCACUUCUACCAAAGCCGCUCCCUUUAGUGAAAAUGAAUGCGUGUUUCCAAAAAAAGUAAUAGUUUGUUCCUUGGCCAACGCUGCAUGUUCCUACCGAGUCACAGGCCAGUCGUUUUUUCUGUGAAAGAUAAUUUAACCAAUCUGAGAAACAGAAUUUUGGUGAAGGUAAACCUGCCUACUGGAACAUCUAAAGCUUACUUUUUAUGUAUUAAAAUGUUUAUUAAGAGUGGCAUUGACCCUCUCAUCUAACUCCCUGUACAAAAGCACAAAGGGUAUUUCCCAAAAUGUCAAACUAUUCCUUAAAAUGUUGUUCUUAUCCAAUCCAUCAUCUCUUGGUGCGGUUUGAUCCGAGAAAAAACAAGCCCUCAUUUGUCAAAAAAAAAAAGGAUUAAAGAACCACUGAAGUAUGUGAUGUGAUCUCAUGUCAAAUAGACACAAAGCGUUGGCAUCGUGUUUCAUGUAGUCCCUCGUAGAAAGAAGCUGAGAGCAGGUUUUCAGGCGCUUGAAGGUGAGGGAAUGAGUGCAGAGUGCAGUGAUGCAGAAUCAGGGACAGAGGAAAGCCCCAGAAUGUGUGUUUCUUUAAUAAUAGAAAGCCAAGGUUACACAUGGCAUUAGCUGUGUGUUGUUGCUUAAUUCUAGCAUCUAGUGUUGUGUACUGUUGGCUUUGUCCCAGCUCUUCAGAACUGGAGCAGAGCAGACGGUGAACCGCACUGAAUACGAGUUUUUCUUUUUAAAGUUGCUUCCAAGUGAUUGUACAUGUGUACGAGGAAUCGCUCCUAAUCAGAUAUGAGCUUUCAUUUUUGCUUGUGAUUGUCUUGAUGUAUUUCAGCUUUGUAUGAACUCAGUUGCCUUAAUUACAAAGAUGGUUUUGCAGCAAUGGUAUAAAUGUCAAACUGUUUCUCAAGGUUAGUCUCUCUUGUUCUUAAUAGCAGAUUCAUUAUAAUUAUAGCUGUGCCUUGCUCAGUGAUAGCUUUCUGUUUUGUUCAUUCAGUUACUCAAACUAUAUAUAUAUACAUAUAUAUUUUUGGCUUCACCAGUGGAGUACAUUGUUCAGUAAAAGGGAAUUUGUGCUGCAAGACCAUCUUGUUUAAGAUCAAUUCAUGUGUUUUUGUGGAUACAUUUCAUCUCCAUUCUCUCACACUGUUACAGAUAUAAUUCAUUGUAUUUCAAAUUGUGUGUCAGACUGAAGUGAAGCUUUUUAGUCUUUUAAGUUUCAAGGAAAUAAAAGUGUUGCUGCCCUGGA